Molecule: messenger RNA, 2169 nt
Organism: Symbiodinium necroappetens
Lineage: Eukaryota; Dinophyceae; Suessiales; Symbiodiniaceae
Source: the annotation of a GenBank genome assembly
AUGGCGCGCGCAUUUGCCCUCGCCGUGGUCGCCAUCCUCCACUUGGAUCUAAGUUGUGCAAUGAAGCUACAUGACGAGGCAUCACGAGGUUCUUCGAACCGGACGGUUGCCAACUCUGAUUGCCGGGCCGGCUCAGAAAAAUUUGUGAACGUGUUGGCGAAUGAACUGGAGAAUUCCUUAGGGUAUAACGGCAUGUUCUACAAGGGAUGCCUCAACUUCGUGAAGAAGAAUGCCAACACCAGCAUGCCAAUAAUGGCUCAGAUCGAGGCCUUUGGACAGCGAUGCAAACAAGCUCUCUUCGUUGGGGAUGAGUCAGCCAUGGACAAAGUGAACCCGAAACAGCUCGAGGCAGAGUGCGAUCGCGCCAUCUACAACAUGGAGGUGCAGUUCCGCAUGCUCGGCCCAGAUUCACUCAACACACCCAAGGAGUUCUGUGCCGUGUUCAUCGACAUGGUGCUGCCCAUAGAAGAGGAGCCGGAAUGCAUGAGGUUCUUGGAAGCCGUGAGCUCCAAGCACUUUGAGUUUCUUGGCACCGCCCACUCAUGGCCGGCAGUGAUCCACCAAAAGCACUUCGACGAGGCUUUCAUGCAAGCGUGUUUGCAGGACAAGAAGUUGGAGAGUGAGGAAGAGGGAGUCGACUUGAAUUAUGGCGACGGCGCAAGGGACUGCCAGAUGAAGAUGAAUCGUGUUUCAUCGAUGCAUCUGAAGAAGAGCUACAAACAUUUGGCAGAGCUCUUCUCGGAGCUUUGUCCUCUCGUUGACAAGGAGCUACCCAACCAUGAGAAGCCAAUCCCCUUCCAGAAAACCCGGCGCACCUUGCAAACAGCACUUUUCCACCGGGCCGCGCGCCUUAAUCCGGGCGCAAACACCACCGCGCGGAAGCAAAAGAAGUCCUUCAGCGCUUUGCAGAUUCACUUGGACAAGUCCGUGUCUUCGAAGGGUGACAGUGGCCGGAGACGGCGAUCCAGGAGAAGGCGCCUGACCCACCGGCAGACCACUUGCUGUGAUCAAGCAGCUCGCAGUUAUGAGGUCGGCCUCGAGGCGUCGGCAGGCGUCGCCGUCGGCUACGCGCAUAUUGUUGCCGAAGGUUUCGAGCGCUGGAAGGGCAAUACCUGCUAUUUCCAGGUGGGGCACAUGCAUGAAGUCUGUGGUGGCCUGGAGAUGGGUGCGGGCAUCGAUGCCACGGUCAGUGCCGGUUGGUUUAAUAAGUUCAGCGACAUCCUUGGCAAGGCUUGGUUCAAGAGUGCAGGCUUAUGUUUUUUUGGCUGCGGGGGUGGUUCGCUUAUUGAAACAGAGCUCGUUGGCGGCAAGCAAAUUGGCACAGUGCUGGAGGCUGGGGGUGGCAUGGGGGUAGAGCUCUCUGCCGGACAUUGUACGUGCGAGAUGUGGCCUGCGAAGGGUGGCAGGCGCAGGGUGAAGACAUACAAGGAACUGAAUCUCAAGAAGAAGUGUCCUGCUGACGACAGCGGGUGCUUCCCAUCGGAAGCCUCCGUGCAGACUCCAACCGGUCAGAAGAGAAUGCACGAACUUCGGGUCGGGGACAAAGUCUUGGCCAUGGAUUCCACUGGCUCCUUGAUCUUCGAUGAGAUCUACUUCUUUGGACAUGCAGAGCGCAGUACAUUGGCGACCUUCGUGAGCCUGGACCUGGGCAACGUGACCUUGGAGUUGACCUCCAAGCAUUUCAUCCAGGUGUGCCAGGCAGAAGACACCCGCUGCGCAUGGGAAGAUCGGUUGAUGAUCUAUGCGGAAGAGGUACAAGUUGGGCAAAAAGUCUGGCUGAUUGUGGGAUCUGAAGCUCGCUUGUCCUCUGUAAGAUCCGUGCAAGUCGUCCCACGACUUGGUCUGUACAACCCUUACACCCUGUCCGGGAACAUCGUGGUGAAUGGCGUUCUGGCAAGUGCCCAUAGCAGUUGGCUCUUGGAUGAUUGGGCGCCACCCCAGCUGCAGAAGCAUUUGCCUGGCAUUUAUCAGGCCACCCUGUGCCCUGGGAGGUGCUUGUACUUCCUUGCUGGGGAAUGGGCAGCUGAUCUCUUAGGAGUCAACAACCCACAAACUGAGAAGCCGACCUUCAUGACCUUGGUUACCAUUGUAUCCCCGGUGCUGAUCACAUCCUUGGCUUUGUUCAUCGCGGUGAAGCGUCUGGCGCUGAAGCCUGCGAAGAUAGCAUGA